AGUGUGAUGAUACAACUGCUCGGCCCAACGGUUUCCUUCUGCAAACCCUCUGCUCCGACUCCGAUCCGUUCACGCCACCCUCGUCGCGCCGCCGCCACCGCCGCCUGCUGCUGCGUCCCCGGCCAGCCGCGUGGCCCCGUGGUCUCCUAGGCGCAGCAGAUAGACUAGAAGUCAUGGUCAUCCCUCCACCGGAAAGGGCAGCUAGAGUCACGCGUUUCCUCAAGCCAUACCUGUUGAGGAUGCAUUUCACAAACAAGUAUGUAUCUGCUCAGGUCAUUCACACCCCAACAUCAACUGUUGCGUGUUCUGCAAGCUCACAGGAGAAGCUGCUGAGACCAAACAUGGAGUCGACACGUGAUGUCGCAGCAGCUGUGAAGAUUGGAAAGUUGCUUGGUGAACGCCUGCUGCUCAAGGGAAUACCUGCAGUGUCCAUCCAUAUGAAGAGAGAACAAAAAUACCAUGGGAAAGUGAAGGCCGUUAUAGAUUCAGUCAGAGAAGCUGGAGUCAAAUUGUUAUGAUUGUGGUGUUGAAAUAUUGAACUUGGCAUUUGUGCAAUGCCUGAGCUGUUGUAAUUCUGAAGUUUUGAUCAAUGGAAAGAUGGCUCUGCAUUGUUGUUUCGAAAUUCAGAGCUAAAUGGGACAUGUACUAGGUCAAUAAAAGGAUUUCGUUUGGACUGGGUGCCUUGUUUUUCUUUUUUAUUCGUGUGUGCAGUGGACCAGGAAUGUUAUCUAUCUGAAUAUAUCACUAUUAUCAUUUAUCAGGCA
This is a messenger RNA of Sorghum bicolor (sorghum), 764 nucleotides long. Its product is annotated as 50S ribosomal protein L18. The record is from RefSeq and is a predicted model, not a curated record. Lineage: Eukaryota; Viridiplantae; Streptophyta; Magnoliopsida; Poales; Poaceae. Gene Ontology annotation, cellular component: ribosome. Gene Ontology annotation, molecular function: structural constituent of ribosome; 5S rRNA binding. The transcript has 2 exons. Gene Ontology annotation, biological process: translation. The coding region runs from base 174 to 518 and encodes 114 amino acids.